Molecule: messenger RNA, 1540 nt
Organism: Fopius arisanus
Lineage: Eukaryota; Metazoa; Arthropoda; Insecta; Hymenoptera; Braconidae
Gene: Arpc1
Product: Actin-related protein 2/3 complex, subunit 1A
Exons: 6
Coding region: 347-1453 (368 amino acids)
Biological process (GO): Arp2/3 complex-mediated actin nucleation
Cellular component (GO): Arp2/3 protein complex; actin cytoskeleton
Molecular function (GO): actin filament binding
Source: RefSeq, a predicted model, not a curated record
CGAUUGUCACUUGGGGGCCCCGUGUAUUCCUAACCCCUCGUAGUCGAGAUUUUCCUCGAAAAACUGUCAUCCAGGCCUCAAAACUGAAAAAACGAAAAAAAAACAGUGGAUUGAUAAGGAGAUUGUCUUACUCGGCUGGAUAAUUCGUGUAGACUGACCAGAGUCCACGAAUUUCCAGUUGUUCCAGGAAUAUAUUUAAGGUUCAUCAGUUUUUGGAGCACAUUAGACCGCACCCAAGAGAUUUCCUGCCUUUUUUCUCCUGCUGAUUCAUCAAGAGUCACUUACUCGAAUUCAUUUCAUCUGUGACGAUUGCUUCCUUGAAUUUUAAGUUUAUACCUCAGGAAUUAUGACUGAAGUGCAUAAUUUUGGGCUUGAUAUUAUCACCUGUCAUGCGUGGAACAAGGACAGGACAGAAGUUGCUGUUUGUCCGAAUAGCAAUCAGGUGCAUGUGUACAAAAGAUCGAGUGCUGGGUGGAAACAGACGGAGGUACUUGAGGCUCAUGAUAUGAAUGUCAUGUGCCUCGAUUGGGCACCCAAGACUAAUAGGAUUGUUACCUGUGGGGCUGAUAAAAAUGCUUAUGUCUGGAAUCAGGAUGACAAGGGCAAGUGGAUCCCUGCGUGGGUCGUCCUGAGGAUGACUAGAGCUGCUGUGUGCGUCAAAUGGUCACCACUAGAGAACAAAUUUGCUGUGGGCUCGGGUGACAGGAUGAUCUCAGUCAGUUACUUCGUGUCAGAGAACAACUGGUGGUUGUCCAAGCACAUCAAAAGACCAAUCAGAUCCACUGUAACAGCCAUUGAUUGGCAUCCUGAUAAUAAAGUGCUGGUGGCAGGUUCUUCGGACUAUAAAGUUCGAGUUUUUGGUGCUUACGUUAAAGAUAUGGAGGACGCACCUGGCUCUGGGCCUUGGGGAGCCACGUCCACCCUGGGUACUUUGUUGGCUGAAUUUCCAAAUUCCACCAAUGGAGGUGGUUGGGUCCACUCGGUUGUAUUUAGCCCAUGUGGGAACAAAAUCUGCUGGGUCGCACACAAUUCCUCGAUUUGCGUCGCUGACGCCACCAAGGGAAAUGCUGUUAUGAGACUUUAUACCGAACACUUACCCUUUUUAAGUUGCGUUUGGGUUGGGCCCAAUUCGAUAAUUGCUGCUGGUCACAGUUGCAUGCCGAUGUUGUACUCACUCGACGCAAACGGUCAAUUACACUUCGUAUCGAAGUUGGAUAAUUCGCAGAAGAAAGAAGAGGCUGGAAUUUCAGCGAUGAGGAAAUUCCAGUCGCUGGAUCGACAAGCGAGAACUGAAAAUAAUGAUAGGGCACUCGCUAGUAUUCACCAGAAUACGAUUAAUUGCGUGAGAAGAGUGUCGAAUAGUGAAUUCAGCACCAGUGGACUCGAUGGUCAACUCGUUGUUUGGGAUUUAAAGGCCUUGGAGAAUUCCAUGAGUGGUCUCAAGAUCGUCUAAACUCGUUGAUUCUUUUUAAAUAUCUUAAUAAAAACAAAAAGUACAUCGACACGAUAAUGUAAAAAUGAAACAAGAUAAAACACAUGU